Messenger RNA from Geosmithia morbida, 102 nucleotides. RefSeq lists its product as uncharacterized. The record is from RefSeq and is a predicted model, not a curated record. NCBI's taxonomy places the organism in Eukaryota, Fungi, Ascomycota, Sordariomycetes, Hypocreales, Bionectriaceae. The transcript is spliced from 2 exons. Bases 1 to 102 code for a protein of 33 amino acids.
AUGUACCUGAUGUACCUCGUAGGCCCGCUGCAGCAUGUCACGGCCCAGCACGGCCCAGUUUCGCCCACCUCUUGCGUCGACCUGGACCCUGAGAACCCUUGA